Molecule: messenger RNA, 2113 nt
Organism: Cimex lectularius (bed bug)
Lineage: Eukaryota; Metazoa; Arthropoda; Insecta; Hemiptera; Cimicidae
Product: sec1 family domain-containing protein 2-like
Exons: 11
Coding region: 110-2065 (651 amino acids)
Biological process (GO): vesicle-mediated transport; intracellular protein transport
Source: RefSeq, a predicted model, not a curated record
AUCGAUACGCUUAACUUACGUACAAGGGACUCUUGCGUAUCGUGCCCCACUAGAUUGAGAGGUGCAAUUCCUUGGCUCCAUUUAGGGAGCAUGCAGGAACUACUGUGAAAUGGUUCUGAAUUUGAGAUAUAUAAGUGAAAACUGCUGGCACGAGGUGUGUAAAAAGGUGAAAGGCGCUGCUGUAUUUGUCGACAAAGCGUCCGCCGAAUGCCUGAGCUGGCACGGUGGAGUCGCACUACUCUGGAAGCAUGGAGCAUCAUGCAUCAGGGAAUUUUCGUCCUUCGAGAGUGGAGGUGACAUCGAAAAAGGUGUGUUCCUUGUUUCCAGCCCGGUCGUAGGGCCGGCAAGGAUCGUUUUGAGGGAUUUGAUAUCAAACAGCAAGUUUAAUCAUUGCAUACUCAUAACAUCGUGCAGCCCGGUCGUUCUCAAUGUGGCGACAACUGGCAACGUACCGGAAAACGCUCAUGAAAUGACAGCCGUACACAAAUUGGAACUUGACAUGCUACGCUGGAUGAAAGACAAGAACUACACUGCUGAAAUAUUUCACUUCCCGAUAUCGAUUGUACCUGUAACGGAUUAUUUCUUCACAACUCCUCCGUUCAGCGAUUUUAUGCCUUGUUUCAGCGAGGACCUUGAAGGAAAAACAAUAUACUCCUCACUGCCGAGAAAUUUAGAUCUUGAAGCACUUCCGUUAGAACUUCAAAUUGGAGUUUUACACCUAAUGACUACAAUAAAUAGUUUAUUGUCGCAGCUUUCAGUUAGGGAAAGCAUUUACUGCAUUGGUCUUUUGAGCUCACUUGUUGGCUCAUCGCUGCAAAAGCACACUCCGAGUGCUCUCAGGCUUAAAACGGCUUCGUCAAACAUGUCUCUUGUGUUGAUUGAUCGCACUUUGGACCUCUGUGACGCCAUGUAUCAAAACAACCAAGUCCUCCUCGAUAAGAUGAAAUCUAUUCUUGAACCUUUUCCAGGUCAUAGUAUCGACGUUGCAAUCGACAUGUCUCCUAUCUGUAAAACGAAAAUGAAAGCAAACACGGGUUGGGUGAAUGCUCCAGGGUGUCUCCACGACCCUAAAACAGACUUGUUCGAGUGGCUAAUUAUGAAAAAACAGGUCGAAACGAUAACAGAACUUUAUGAAAGACUGUAUGCUGAGUGUCAGUUGGAUUUUCCAAAACGACUCGACACAAAACAACUUUUGAAGACGAUAAGCGAAAAUUUUAAAGAUAACCUCAAAGACAAAAUCAUACCUAACAGCGGAUUGAUUCAGGUUUCUCUUGGUGUUAUCGAGACGUUAAAUUCAAAUGAAAUUAAUUCCCUGGAAGUCGUCGAGAGUCUCAAGAAGCUCCUUUAUCAGUCGAUAUCUGCUGAUAACAGCACGGACAACGCUCUUAUUCAGCUCAAGGAGAUAAUGGUGAUGAGGAAAAAGCGAGGUCUGACGGUUGAGAAGGUCUUGUCAUUGAUCGUCUUUUUCUACAGCCUUGUCGGACAACAGUUCACCAUACAGGCGAGCCUUGCCGAAGACCUGCAAGAAGUGGUUGCAAACGCAAUCGAAAAAGACAAAGAAAACAUUGGAAGUCUUUCAGCUCAUUUUGAAUCUUUUGAAAAAGCCAAAGUCAGGGAAUUCACUCGAAACUUUUUUACAAAGCUGAAUUCAAUACGCAAUGCAAGAAAACAUUUUACUAAAUACAAUGAAAUAGCUGCAAAUCAUGGUAGGUCUCAACCUUUAGAGUACAGGAGUUUAAUCAGUCAAUUAAUGUAUGAUAUAGUUGAUUCAAAUAAACCAGAAAUGCCAGAUUUAAAAUACAAAGCUAAUAUGAGCAUGAAAGACAAUUUCACCUCACGGUUCAGCAGUAUGAUUCUGAACGUGGCAAAGCCUCAUGUCAUGGACAAUGAUAUCAUCAUGAUCUAUGUGAUUGGAGGUGUCACAGCACAGGAAGUCAAGUAUAUAAAAGACUGUUUCAAAGGGUGCAACAAAGAAGUGAUCAUCGGAUCAACAACGCUGUCAUCGCCGUCACAAACACUCCAGAAUCUCUUUUUCAAAGACCCUUUGAAACCAUUUGAAAUCUAGAGAAAUUGUUUGGAAUAUAUAAAUAAAGGAAUAUUUUUUAUGUUUUUC